Sorghum bicolor (sorghum) is the source of this 1091-nucleotide messenger RNA. Its product is annotated as CASP-like protein 4D1. The transcript is spliced from 4 exons. The record is from RefSeq and is a predicted model, not a curated record. The annotation marks the transcript as partial. NCBI's taxonomy places the organism in Eukaryota, Viridiplantae, Streptophyta, Magnoliopsida, Poales, Poaceae.
CCGCCUGCACCGCCCUCUGUCCUGCUGCCGUCGGCCGUCCUGAUCCUCCGGCUCCUCAGCCUCGGCCUCCUCGCCGCCUCGCUCGCGCUCAUCGCCGCCGACAAGCUCAACGUCGACAGCGACCCGCCGCAGAGGUACACCUUCAGGGACGUCUACGCCUACAGGUACGUCCUGGCCGUCGCCGUCAUCGGGUGCGCCUACACGCUGCUGCAGCUCCCGUUGGCCGCCGUCAGCAUCAUCGCCAGCGGGAACAAUAAGCGGGGCAUCGGCGCUGGCGGCGGGAGCGUCGCCGUGGCGCUGCUGGUCCUCGUCCUCCUCGCCGACGUGGUCUUCGCCCUGCUGCUCGCAACGGGCGCCGCCGCCGGGUUCGCCUUCACCUACGACGUGAAGCGCUACCUGGACGGCCAGUUCGACGACGACUCCAUCGGGACGCCGGAGGUCGACAAGCUGCACCGGGACAUGGACAAGUUCUUCGACCUGGCCUACGCCGCCGCAGGGCUCAUGCUGGCCGCCGCCGCGUGCAUGGCGCUCGUCAUCAUGCUCUCCGUCUACUCGCUAGCUCGCCAACAUUAUCUUCGUCAUGGCAAAGAGCAGUACCUCAAGGUGGAUCGCGCACUCCAUUGCCGCUGUUCUCUUGGUUCUUCUGAUCAUGUCUGCAUCCUGCCAAGCCGAAAACCUUACAAGCUCCGACUCUCCACAGCUGCUACCGGCGAAGAUUCGGUCUCCACAGAUGCCGUGCUCGAGGAUAUAACUAACUGCACGUUUUCAAGUUGCUACGAUCUAUGCAAAGCAAAAGGCGUGAUGAGUUACGAUGCGUCCUGCUUGAAUUGGACUGACAACCAAGGUCAUGUUCAUGUGGAGUGCUGCUGCCCACGGUCGGCGGCCUACGUCGCCAACAAAGAUGAUAAUUCCUCUGCACCCGUUUACGUGCUACCAUGACCAUGAUUCACAAGGAUGUACUACGUGCAGCUCUUCCUGUGGAGCCAAAGGUUUCGUAGCUGAAAGAGCUCCUUGCUUCAUCAGGAAUAUGAUGAUUCUAGUCGUGCUCACACCGAGUGCUGCUGCACCCAUGAAACAGUGUAAUGCAUGCA